AUGCUUUUUUCCCUUGACGGGCUGCUUGUGUAUGGUAACGGGGAAGGUGAUGAAAGUGAAUCCUUACACAGCAACCUUAAUGUUUCGGAGGGACGCCAAUUAGUUUCAUUGUAUCGUUUGAUGCAUCGCCUUCAUUGUACGGAGGAACGUGAUACGGAGGAAGAAGGUACUCAUCCCGUAGUAUUUGCCAAAUUUUUGGGAGCACAAUGGAAUGGGCCGUCGUCGGUGCAUGAUGAUGUUGUGCCAACUGCCGGCGUCAUUGUUAAUAAUAACAUCAAUAGGGCUGCAAAUGGCAUGGAAGACAUGUUUAUACGCGAAGGGGCAGAUGGUGGCUUCAGUAAUGGCGCGUUAACUGUCAGCACGUCUACGCGAACUCUCGGAUGCGUUCAGGUACCGUUGGAUGAUGCAAAUGCCGUUUUGUUCUCGUGCACGGCAUCCGAUACAAUGAGGCGGGAGGUAUGA
Trypanosoma brucei brucei TREU927 is the source of this 462-nucleotide messenger RNA. RefSeq lists its product as hypothetical. The record is from RefSeq and is a predicted model, not a curated record. The coding region runs from base 1 to 462 and encodes 153 amino acids. NCBI's taxonomy places the organism in Eukaryota, Euglenozoa, Kinetoplastea, Trypanosomatida, Trypanosomatidae. The transcript has a single exon.